Messenger RNA from Fusarium coffeatum, 1011 nucleotides. RefSeq lists its product as uncharacterized. The transcript has 2 exons. Gene Ontology annotation, biological process: secondary metabolic process. Gene Ontology annotation, cellular component: cytoplasm; cytosol. Lineage: Eukaryota; Fungi; Ascomycota; Sordariomycetes; Hypocreales; Nectriaceae. Gene Ontology annotation, molecular function: hydrolase activity; carboxy-lyase activity. Bases 1 to 1011 code for a protein of 336 amino acids. The record is from RefSeq and is a predicted model, not a curated record.
AUGCACGGAAAAGUUGCCCUAGAAGAAGCCUUUGCUCUCCCUCGCUUCAAGGAGCGCACUCGCUGGUGGGCUGGUCUCUUUGCUACCGACCCUGAUAAGCACGCCGAAGAGAUCAACGACAUUACAGAUAAGCGCAUCAAGUACAUGGAUGAGCAUGGCGUUGGUUAUACCCUUCUUUCAUACACAGCUCCUGGUGUUCAAGAUGUCUGGGAUCCCAAGGAGGCUCAGGCUUUAGCUGUUGAGGUCAACGAUUAUAUCGCUGAGGCUAUCAAGCCCCAUCCUGAUAGACUGGGUGCCAUGGCUACCCUCUCUAUGCACGACCCCAAGGAAGCUGCUGAGGAACUUCGUCGUGUUGUGACCAAGUACGGCUUCAAGGGUGCUCUUGUUAACGACACCCAAAGAGCUGGUCCCGAUGGUGACGAUAUGGUCUUUUACGAUGGUCCUGAAUGGGACGUUUUCUGGUCAACAGUUACAGACCUUGACGUCCCAUUCUACCUCCACCCCCGAAACCCCACAGGCACAAUCCACGAGAAGCUCUGGGCCAAGCGAAGCUGGCUCAUCGGUCCCCCUCUAAGUUUCGCCCACGGCGUCAGCCUUCACGCCCUGGGCAUGGUCACAAACGGUGUUUUCGACCGUCAUCCCAAGCUCCAAAUCGUCCUCGGACAUUUAGGUGAACACAUCCCCUUCGACAUGUGGCGCAUCAACCAUUGGUUCGAGGAUAUCAAGAAGCCUCUCGGUCUAUCAUGCAAGUUGACCAUCCGAGAAUACUUUGCUAGAAACCUGUGGAUUACUACCUCUGGACACUUUUCUACACCAACCUUGAAAUACUGUAUGGAAGAGGUUGGAGCUGAUAGAAUUCUGUUCUCGAUUGAUUAUCCUUUUGAGAACUUUUCUGAUGCUUGUACGUGGUAUGACGGUUUGACUAUUGAUGAGGGUGAUAAGAGAAAGAUUGGAAAGGAUAAUGCGAAGAAGUUGUUUAAGCUUCCUGCUUAUCAUCAGAGCGAGGAUUAG